Molecule: messenger RNA, 2193 nt
Organism: Triticum turgidum subsp. durum (durum wheat)
Lineage: Eukaryota; Viridiplantae; Streptophyta; Magnoliopsida; Poales; Poaceae
Source: the annotation of a GenBank genome assembly
AUGCCAGGCGAAGCCGCCGCUUUGACGGCCCCGGCGUACGGCGCUCUGAUCCACCGCCUCGCCUCCACCGGCCGCGUCGAUGCCGUCCACGCCGCCCUCGCCUCCGCGCGCUCGGCCCUCGCCCCCGCCUCCCUCCACCCGCUCUACGUCGCCUCCAUACGCGCCUUCGCCCGGGCCGGCCGCCUCCAGGCCGCCGUCGACGCCUUCGAGCGCAUGGACCUCUUCGCCUGCCCGCCCCAAGCCCCCGCCUAUAACGCCAUCAUGGACGCCCUCGUCCACUCCCACCACCACCACCAGGCCCACAAGGUCUACGUCAGGAUGCUCGCCGCCGGCCUUGUCCCCGACCUUCACACCCACACCAUCCGCCUCCGCUCCUUCUGCCUCACCGCCCGCCCGCAUGUUGCCCUCAGACUCCUGCGCACUCUGCCAGACCGUGGAUGCCAUGCCAGACCCGUCGCGUACUGCACCGUCGUGUCUGGACUCUAUGCGCACGGCCACCCCCACGACGCACGUCGCCUGUUCGAUGAAAUGCUCCUGGGACCGGUGUUCCCUGAUACUGCCACUUUUAACAAGGUCCUGCAUGAUCUUUGCAAGAAAGGGGAUAUCUCUGAGGCUGCCGCGCUUCUUGCCAAGGUUCUCAAGCGGGGGAUGUCUGUGAACAGGUUCACCUACAAUAUUUGGAUCAGGGGGCUCUGCGAGUGUGAGAGGUUGGCCCAAGCCGUUGCACUUGUAAAAGAGAUGGACGACUACAUCACACCAGACGUUGUGACCUACAACACGCUCAUCCGUGGCCUUUGCAAGGGCUACAGAGCCCAGGAGGCUGCACACUACCUUCGUAGGAUGAUGAACCGGGGCUGCAUGCCAGAUGAUUUCACCUAUAACACCAUUAUUGAUGGGUACUGCAAGAUGGGAAUGAUGCAAGAAGCUACUGAGCUCCUUAAGGAUGCUGUCUUUAAAGGUUUUGUACCGGACCGGGUCACAUAUUGCUCCUUGAUCAAUGGCCUAUGUGCCGAGGGUGAUAUCGAGAGGGCGCUGGAGCUGUUUAAUGAGGCUCAAGCAAAAGAGCUGAAACCUGAUCUGGUAGUGUACAAUUCUCUUAUCAAGGGACUCUGCCGCCAGGGGCUGAUCUUGCAGGCCUUGCAGGUCAUGAAUGAGAUGUCUGAGGACGGCUGUCAUCCUGACAUUUGGACAUACAACAUUGUUAUCAAUGGGCUGUGCAAAAUGGGGAAUAUUUUGGAUGCCACAGUUGUGAUGAACGAUGCCAUUUUGAAAGGAUACCUUCCUGAUGUGUUCACCUUCAACACAUUGAUUGAUGGGUACUGCAAGAGGUUGAAGCUGGACAGUGCUCUUCAGCUUGUUGAAAGGAUGUGGACAUAUGGCAUCACCCCUGAUGCUAUCACAUACAAUUCGGUCCUUAAUGGUCUCUGCAAGUCUGGGAAGGCCAAUGAAGUUAACGAAACAUUCAAAGAGAUGACACUUAAAGGAUGUCGACCAAACACUAUUACCUACAACAUAUUGAUAGAGAAUUUCUGCAAGUCCAAUAAAUUGGAAGAGGCCUCUGGGGUGAUAGUGAGGAUGAGUCAAGAAGGACUAGCUCCUGAUGCAGUUAGCUUCAACACACUUAUUCAUGGAUUUUGUAGGAAUGGUGAGAUUGAGGGAGCGUACGUACUUUUUCAAAAAUUGGAGGAAAAGGGGUACUCCACAACAGCUGAUACAUUUAAUAUCCUAAUUAGCGCAUAUUGCAGUCAACUGAACAUGCAAAUGGCUGAAAGUAUUUUUGAGAAGAUGGUCCAGAAGGGAUAUAGACCUGAUUCAUAUACUUAUCGCGUCCUAAUUGAUGGAUCAUGCAAGACUGCAAAUGUUGACCGCGCAUACGAGCAUCUCGUGGAAAUGAUAAAUGGGGGUUUCAUUCCAUCAAUGGCUACUUUUGGCCGUGUAAUAAAUACACUCGCAGUGAACCGUCAGAUUACGGAAGCUGUGGGCGUUAUUCAUGUCAUGGUUAGAAUUGGAGUUGUUCCCGAGGUUGUAGAUACCAUCUUGAGUGCUGAUAAGAAGAAGAUAGCUGCACCAAAGAUACUUGUUGAGGACUUGAUGAAGAAGGGUCACAUUAGUUACCCUACUUAUGAAGUACUGCAUGAAGGAGUGAGAGAUAACAAACUAAAUAGAAAACAGGAACAGAAUAAAUAUAUUUAG